ACCAAAGCCACAAUUUUUUCACGGUCUUUGCUUUUUAGUAAAGCUAAUGCUUACGACUCUAUCAAACUUCACUUUUCCUCAGACCGAAUCUUCUUCUUCCUUCUCUAUAUCCGACGACCUUCUCAUCAUCGAUUUCAACGCAAACAUUUGUCUGAUUUCUCAAUCGGAUUUAGAUUUUGUGAAGAUUCAAGAACAGAUCUACUCGAUGACAAGGGUUACACGCGAUUUCCGGGAUUCAUUGCAGAGAGAUGGUGUUCCUGCAGUAUCAGCAGAUGUGAAAUUUGCUUCAAGUAGAUUUCCUAAUUAUAGAAUUGGAGCUAAUGAUCAGAUAUUUGAUGUUAAAGAUGACCCUAAAGUGAUGUCGAUGAAAGAGGUUGUUGCGCGUGAGACAGCGCAGCUUAUGGACCAGCAAAAACGUUUGUCUGUUCGUGACCUCGCUAAUAAAUUUGAGAAGGGAUUGGCUGCAGCUGCUAAGCUAUCUGAGGAGGCAAAACUUAAAGAAGCAACUUCCUUGGAGAAACAUGUUCUUUUAAAGAAACUUCGAGAUGCAUUGGAGUCUCUAAGAGGACGUGUGGCCGGUAGAAACAAGGAUGAUGUAGAGGAAGCCAUUGCCAUGGUUGAAGCUCUGGCUGUUCAGUUGACUCAGCGAGAAGGAGAGCUGUUCAUAGAAAAAGCGGAAGUGAAGAAGCUAGCGUCUUUUUUAAAGCAGGCCUCAGAGGAUGCUAAGAAACUUGUCGACGAGGAGAGAGCUUUUGCACGUGCUGAGAUUGAAAGUGCCAGAGCAGCUGUACAAAGAGUGGAAGAAGCCCUGCGAGAACAUGAACAGAUGUCUCGGGCCUCUGGGAAACAGGACAUGGAAGACUUAAUGAAGGAAGUUCAAGAAGCUAGGCGGAUUAAAAUGCUGCAUCAGCCAAGCAGGGUCAUGGACAUGGAAUAUGAGCUUCGAGCACUGAGGAAUCAGCUUGCAGAGAAAUCUAAACAUUUUCUUCAGCUACAAAAGAAGCUCGCAAUGUGCAGAAAGAGCGAGGAAAAUAUAUCCCUUAUAUAUGAAAUAGAUGGCACUGAAGCUCUAGGUUCUUGUUUGCGAGUUAGACCUUGCUCCAAUGAUGCUCCUGAUCUUUCCAAGUGUACAAUGCAAUGGUACCGUUCAUCUUCAGAUGGCAGCAAGAAGGAGCUUAUAUCAGGUGCCACAAAAUCAGUUUACGCUCCCGAGCCAUUUGAUGUUGGACGAGUCUUACACGCAGAUAUCACUUACGAUGGCCGUUUGCUUUCAUUAUCCACUGUUGGAAAGAUUGAUCCAGCUGCUGGAUUGGGUAGCUACGUGGAGGCAUUAGUACGGAAACACGAUGUUGAUUUCAAUGUAGUUGUGACCCAAAUGAGUGGAGAAGACCAUACAUCAGAAUCUAUCCACCUGUUUCACGUUGGUAAAAUGAGGAUAAAACUUUGCAAGGGAAAGACAGUCAUUGCAAAAGAGUACUACUCUAGUGCGAUGCAGCUAUGUGGAGUGAGAGGAGGUGGAAAUGCUGCAGCUCAGGCAUUGUAUUGGCAGGCAAAGAAAGGAGUAUCCUUUGUGAUAGCUUUCGAGUCUGAGAGAGAAAGAAACGCUGCGAUCAUGCUUGCACGAAGAUUCGCUUGUGAUUGUAAUGUGACGCUUGCUGGUCCAGACGACAGAACAGAGACGGGUCAAAGCCCUUGAAGAAUGGCUCUUAACUAAGUUGUGAUUUUUAGUAUCCGUAAGAGCUUUUUUUUUGUUUUGUAGUUUAUAUAAUAGGUUUUAGGCAUUUGUUUGAAUUGUACUUCUGUUUGUGUGUAAAAAUAUGGAAUCAGUAAGAGGUGAUGGUGAAUCUAUAUGUAACGGGUGGCUUGUGUUUAUUCAUUUGUUUUGAUCUUACUUGCCCUGGCUUGAGGAGUAUAACGGAUGGCUUCUUGUGGAUUGAUGCAAGUGAUACAUCAAUAAAGCAAACUCUCUAGA
Messenger RNA from Arabidopsis arenosa, 1972 nucleotides. The record is from the annotation of a GenBank genome assembly. Lineage: Eukaryota; Viridiplantae; Streptophyta; Magnoliopsida; Brassicales; Brassicaceae.